Messenger RNA from Schistocerca nitens (vagrant locust), 2218 nucleotides. RefSeq names its product facilitated trehalose transporter Tret1-like. Gene Ontology annotation, cellular component: membrane. The record is from RefSeq and is a predicted model, not a curated record. Gene Ontology annotation, molecular function: transmembrane transporter activity. Gene Ontology annotation, biological process: transmembrane transport. Bases 47 to 1465 code for a protein of 472 amino acids. The transcript is spliced from 3 exons. Lineage: Eukaryota; Metazoa; Arthropoda; Insecta; Orthoptera; Acrididae.
GCUGCGCCUGGAUCUGUUCGCAACAGCCACGGCAGUCUGGAGCACGAUGCAGAAACGCAGCCGGCGGUUGCAGUACCUGGCUACACUAGCAGCGUCGGUGAUACACUUCGCUUUCGGCACGUUCAUGGCUUGGUCGCCGACGACUGUUCCCAUCCUGCAGGAGGAGGACUCGCCGGUGCCGCUGACGCCGGACCAGGGCUCGUGGAUUGUGUCCAUCAACUCGCUCACUGGCCUGGCGGCCAUCCUUACCACUGCCUACGCCGCUGAUGUCUUCGGGCGGAAGACGCUGAUACUGGUGGGCGCCGUGCCCGCACUCAUUUGGUGGCUGAUGGUCGCCUUUGCCAGUUCCUAUGAAGUGCUGAUCACCGCCAGGGCAAUCGGGAGCUUAACGGGGGGGUUCAUCGGUGGCGCUACCACCAUGUUCGUUUGUGAGAUAGCUGACAUCGAGAUAAGGGGGACGCUCAUGGCGUUUCACGGUAUCUUCCUGUACGGUGGAAGUCUGCUCAUGUACUGUAUCGUGCCCUAUCUGCCCAUAUCCACUGUUGCCUUCAGCUGCAUGUCUAUUCCCAUUUUAUUUUUGGUCACGUUCGUAUGGAUGCCGAAGUCCCCGUAUUUCUAUCUCCUGCAGAACAGAGAAUCUGAAGCUGUAAAGUCUCUUGUGAGGUACAAAGGCGAGCUGACACCAGAGGAGCUCCAGUUCGAGCUAGAAGCGAUGUACAAAGCUAUCCGUCAGAAGCAAGAAACCAAAGGGAAGUGGAAAGACACAUUUCUGGUACCAGUUUACCGGAGAACGUUGCUCUUAAUGCUUGGAUACGGACUGAUUCACACAUCUACGGGAUCUAUAGCGUUUGCUAACUACACGACCUACAUAUUUCAGAAGAGUGGAAGUAGCAUCGAUGCAAAUGUGUCUUCAAUCAUCGUGACUGCUGUUUCUUUAGUUUCAAGUCUAGCGUCAUCAUUUGUCAUCGAGAGGGUCGGCCGGCGACCUCUAGCUGUAGGCUCAGCACUAGUAAUGGGCGUCUGCCUUGCCAUAAUGGGCGGAUACUUUUAUGCUGACGCCGUCCAGGGCGACGUGAACUCCGCCUUCGACUGGGUACCACUCGCUUGCUUCAUUUGUUUCAAUCUAAGCAACAGUGUUGCAUCAGCGCCAAUUGGAUCCCUGCUCACAGGAGAGGUGUUCCACGUGUCCGUUAAGGCCAUCUGCCUGACGUUAUACAGCACAGUAACAGCUCUCUAUGGCUUUGUCCUGAAGAAGCUGUUCCAAGUGGUGUCGGACGGCCUGGGUGCUUAUUACUCCUUCUGGGCGUUCUCUUUUAUGUGCUUUGUCUGUGCAGUGUACAUGUACAAGCUGCUGCCCGAAACAAGAGGAAAGACCUUUGCACAGAUCAACGACGAUAUGGAAUACAUCACAGGUGGACAUGUUGACGACGACAACAAAGAUUCAGUGAAGACAGCUUCUGGAUGAAAGUUAAAAAGUGCUUGUUCUUUUACCUAAGUUAAUGACAAUGCAGCGAAGUAACAUAUUUCAUUCUGCUUCACACCUGUCGUAUCACUCGAAAUAACUCGGAAGGGAAGAAUCAACUGAAUCCAAGUUUCCAUUAAGGAAACACCUAGAAAUGUCACACAGACAAACCUGAUGUACGUUUCGUAGAAACUCAGAGUAUAUGAUAUUUCGGAAAAAGUUUUUACGUCAUGUCAUUCUCAUUAUAGACAGUAUGUUCUUCACCAGUCUUUGUAUUGUAACUUUGACAACUGCAGUUUCUGUAUGCAUAUUACAAUGUAUUAUAGACGAUCUUUGGCACAUUGUAACAAAUAUGAUGUGUGCGUGAUGUUUUUCACACAUCAAGAAUUUUGUUUUCUGGGUGAUCUGUUUAUGAAUAGCUGUAUCUUAACGAUAUUGCCGCAUCUAAAAUUCCGAUGAAGGAAAGCACCGCAAGAGAAACAUUCAAUAAAUCGGAAGUGAUUAUCUAAUAGUCGACCACACGUAUUUCUAAUGGCAGCAGAUGGUCUGUUAUUGACCCUAAGAGAGUGAAAGACGAAUCUAGCUUUGGAAGAAAUUGCUCAAUCGUGAUACUGUGGACAUUUCCAUGUGAUCUUAUAGUAUUAUUGCCAAAGUUUGUGUGUAGUUUAAAUUAAACUUCCUGUAAGUUAUUAGAUUUGCUUUUAUAAUGAUAUUUAAGCGGUAUUCCCGUGCUUGCAGAAAAAUGAAUUUGCGCUU